Messenger RNA from Macrobrachium nipponense, 8614 nucleotides. Its product is annotated as glucose-fructose oxidoreductase domain-containing protein 1-like. The record is from RefSeq and is a predicted model, not a curated record. NCBI's taxonomy places the organism in Eukaryota, Metazoa, Arthropoda, Malacostraca, Decapoda, Palaemonidae. Bases 167 to 1444 code for a protein of 425 amino acids. Gene Ontology annotation, molecular function: nucleotide binding. The transcript is spliced from 4 exons.
GAAUACUGUACCAAAGACAUUACAAUUCGUUGACAAAAGUAAGGAUUUUACCGUAAUCAGAAAUGGAAUAAACAUAUCUUAUAUGCACAGAAUGGAUCCGUAAACAUUAGAAGUUGCGAAACGAAGCGAACUGCAACGUAGCGACCCUCAAUUGCCGCUGGAGACCAUGCUUCCUGGCAUUGGGGUGUUUGGCACUGGGGACAUUGUAAGAGCCCUGGUGCCAUUCCUUAGAGCUAAAGGUUUUCGGGUAGAGGCAGUUUGGGGCAGGACCCUUGAUGCUGCUGAAAAUGUAGCCACAGAACUCAACAUUCCUUUUCAUACUAAUAAGGUUGAUGAUGUACUGCUCCGGAAGGAUGUUGAUUUAGUCUUCAUAAUUUGCCAACCAGAUCUUCAUGCACAGAUAGCUGUCAAGGCUCUGGGCAUUGGUAAACACGUGUUAUGUGACAGACCGGCAGGACUUUGUCAGUUAGAAGUCCUGAAGAUGGUACAUGCAGCCCAGUACUAUCCGUCACUCAUUUCAGUCAUAUCCCAUGGACUUCGAUUUCUUCCAGCAUUUGUGCACAUGAAACGACAGAUUGAUUCAGGCUAUGUUGGUACAGUAAAUGUUUGUGAUGUCAGAGUUCACUGUGGAAGCAUGAUUGGGCAUCAGUUUGACUGGAUGUGCAGUCAUUUAAUGGGUGGGGGAAUCUUAACCAUGGUUGGUAGUCAUAUUAUAGACAUUGUAUCUUUUGUCACCGGGCAGCGCGCAACUCGUGUUCAUGGAAUGAUGCGAACUUUCACAAAGAGUACAGAAAAGAUCAAUGGCAUUAGAUGGAUUGAUAGUGAUGACUUCUGCAGUUUUCAAAUGAUAUUAGAUGGAGGAAUCUGUGUUACUGCCACUCUCAAUAGUCAUAUGGCUGGAGGAUUCGUUCAAGAGGUGGUUGUCUGUGGAAGUCGAGGAAGGUUAGUAGUUCGAGGAGCAAAUCUCUACGGCCAGAAUACCAGUUUAGAUCGAGAAGAGUUGAUUCAUGAAGGCCCAGAUGAUGUAGCUCACCUCACAAAUAAGAACAGUAAUGCAAGAAUAAAUUCACUGUUGCCCCAGCCAUAUCUUCAGGGAUUAUUCAGGCUUGUUGGGGCACUGAAGGAGGCAUUUGCCACUGGAGAUGGGGAGCAUGGAUGGUUGAAAGAGCCUGUUUCUAGUGCAGCAACUUUUGAGGAUGGGCAAUAUGUUCAAGCAGUCAUCGAUGCCAUCAAACUGUCAUCAGCUAGUCGUCAGUGGGAACAGGUAACAGUAGCAAAUGAUGAGAACGAACUGAAUCCAUUAAUGACACGGCUUAAUCUUCCUAACAUUAACAUGAGUUCCUUGGAUGCACUUUCACAGGCUCCAACUAACAGACCUCCUCCCCAACGCAAAGUUACUAGUUCCGAGUCUCAUUUGCCUUGGAGCUUCGCUACAAAGCACUAAAAACAUUGGAUGGAAGUGUUUGCUUUUGAGGGAGCUGUGUGCAUUUCGGAAUUGUUUUACUUUAGCUUUAAUUGGUAAUGCAUUCUUUAGAUGUGUAUAUUUGUUUUAGUUUUAAAAACUUGGAAGGAGAAUGAAGUACGUAUUUACUUUUCUUCUUAGAAUGGUACAUGGAAUUGUGUUCUUUCUGUCUCUUUCAAACUGUAGGUGGUAAUUUUGGCCGCUGUUGCUUCCUUUUAUCAUUUGGAGUCUUUGACAUUGGGAGUGGGAACCAAGUUGUUUUACAAUGAUGUAUUACAUGAAGAUUAUUUCCAUUUUUUAUGUCGUUAGACUCAGUGUAAAUUUUAAAAAAUGAGUGUUUAUUGUAAUGUAAAAUGUUAAAACUUCCUGCCAAACCAAAGAUCUUUUCCCACUUCUUAAACUAUAGUGUGUAUGCAAUCCUGCCAAAAGAUAUAUUACAUAUUUAAUUUACAUAUCCUCUUUAAUAUCUUUGUAUAUUGACAGGCAGUAGUCUGUUUGAAUUUGGUAUUGAGAAUUAGAGCAAAUUCUCAAGACUGUAGAUGUCAGGGAGGGCUACUGUAGCUUAGUUUACUAUGCAGUAGGUUCAUAUGUCAUUGACACGGGUGCUUUUUCAUAUCCCAUAGGGAGGGAUUAGGCACGCAAGGUUCUUUAAGGCAGAUCAUACUGGCAUUUUAUUAUACCUUUUUGGGUACUUUGUGUAAAACUUCCUGCAUUAUUUUCAAGACAUUUUGUGUCAUGCAUUUACAGAUUACUAUUUAUUAUGUCAUUUUAAAAUGCAAUGAAUUUCAAAUGGGUUUGAUGGUACCUAGAAAUACUAUUGUGCAAUUUACAUGUGAUAUUUAUGUAUGUAAAUAUGCUUUUGUCGUAAAAUUUUAUUUAAAUACAUUGUCUGUAAAAUUGUUAUGCCAGAUGCAGGUUGUUUGGCAUUAACAUUGUUUUUGUGUUAGCCAAAUGUUUUUUCUUAUUUUUGAAGGAAUUUUUAUUUGAUAAUCAAUUUUGAAAGUAUUAAAAAAAUAAAUUAGGUACUUUAUUAGAGCACAGUAUUUAUAGCUAAAGUACUUAGUUUUGUAUGUACAUAUUUAAAAAUUUUAAAGGCAAGUACUAUGUCAAGUUUAUUUGAGGCUAGUAUAGAAUGUACUUGAGGAAAAAACUUCUUAAUAAUAGAUCUGGUAUUGUUUUAUGUAAGGAAUGAAAAGGAGUUCUAGUUAUGAAGAUGUGUGCUAACUUUUUAGUGGAACCUAUUUGCUUAGCCAACUAUAAGUAGGUUGCUGUAGAUUUUAUUUAUUUCUUUUUUCAGUUUUGUUGAUGCAAAUACCAUUUUUAAUUAUUAAUGUAGUUGGUGGAGGAACAGUAGUUUUUCAUUGGGAUAACAAGUACAGUACAUAUUACUGCUUCAGUAAUGUAUUAAUGUCUUCUUUUUGUCUAAUUUUUUGUGUAUAAAGUGUUGUGUUCAUAGUUCUUGUAAUUUUUCUUGCUUUUUCCAGAACUGUCACUUCAGUCAUUCUUUGGUAAUGCCAUGUAUGCUUUAAGUGCACAAUUUUGAACUGGGAUAGUGGUAUGCUUUAGAAUUAAGAAGAAUUCCUGUAUUGUGACAACUAGGAAUUAAUUUUGCUUCCAGUCAGUGCUUUUGAUCUUUGUGCAGGCUUACAAGGGUCUUACUACUACUAUGUUUUUCUGUUAUCUAAAAUAUAAUUGCUUGGAACUUUAUAAAGGUAAUGAAGGAAUUGCGUAGUAACUAUUUUGUUUGGAUUAAUUCCCAUUUAACACUUAACAUGCACUUUCCAGAUUUAUAGGCCUUGAAAAUACUAUUCUGUUGAUAUUGGUGUUCGUGGUAAAAGAGUGAAUUUCAUUUGUAGUAUGAGAGACCAAGGGUAAUAUUUGACAUUAGAUUUAGGUGGUGAGAGAGGAGCCAUAUCAAAGACAGGAAGUACAGCAUUAGUAAAGUAGCCUUUAAUUUAACAGAUUUUAGAAGAUUAUAGGUGUUGAAGGUUGACUGUGAUUAGAGACAUAAUGUCUGAAUGAGAAAAGUUUUUCCUAUGGGAUACAUUCAUGUUAACAGUUGAUAAUGAAGAAAUUAUGGGAAAUACAUUGAUAAAACUUUAGACUGCAUUCAAAUACAAACGCUAGUUUUACCAGUUCAAUACACCUUUCUUUUGACUCCCACUAUUAACUGGUAGAGUUUUAGUAAUUACCAGAUAUGUAAAUACAGUUUUUAUGCUUAGGAGAGAGAGUAAAUCUUUGGAAGGCAGUCUUGGUCACUAUAAUUAUUACUAUUCAUUUUGUGUGUACAUUCUUAGAAUAUGCUAGACAGGCCAUUACACAUUAACAUGUACUAUAGUGAUUCUAAAGAUGGUACCAAGGAAAAUCAGCACUUCUAAAUGCCCACAAAGGAUUAUGAGGUGCUCUUUCCCUACUGUGCUGUUUUAUGGUUGAAACAAGAUAAAUUGUUUUUCAGUAACAUGCCUUGAUCACCCUUGAAAAAGUUUUUCUACUCUUAAGUAAAUCCUUUAGUAAAUGAGUAAUUCUUCUUGAGUUGUACCUCUAGAUAAAUUUGUCUUGAAUCUAAGAGUAUGAUUUAGUUUUGUUGAUAUUAACCAGAAGAUGUCAGAAAUUAUCAAGAAGAUGGAAGACUCCUUUUUGAAAUUUUAUGGUUAGCCACAUGCAUACAAGCCAUGGAUUUUAAUUGGCGGAGUCAUGAGCCCUGUUGCAGUGACUGCUCAGUAUCCUUGACUUUGGGGCAUUUGCUAGCUGAGUGCCCCAACUUUGAUUACUUUAGAAGAUGCUUCCUCUCUUAGUAUAAUGGGAUGGGAAUAUCUGGUCUCCAUCCAAGGUACUAAUAACCUCCAGGAGACAAAAUUCUAAAAAUUAUAAAUUUACUUAAAACCCAGAAAGCAAGAAAGUGAAAUUUAAUUACGUAGAAUGAAUUUACCAUUUUGUAUGUAGCACAAAUAUACAAUGAAUUAUAAGCUAAAUUUACGAGGAAAGCAAUAAAAUGAGAAAUAAUUUCAUGCAAAUUAUGUAUAUAUAUCCAGUGCCACAUGCCAAUUCAAGAAAUUUGUAAAUAAUUAGGAAAACUAAUUGACAUAAACAUAGACCACCAAGACAUAUUAACAUAUAAUAGAUAAAAGUUCAUGGCCUUUAUACAUUAUUAAAAAUUAUGCAACACACAUUAUGCUGUAGGCAUUACUAAUGAGUGUUUGUAUGAUCCCUUUGGACCCUUAGGUGCACUCACUUUUGAGCUUUUACUUUUACUUCAUUCCUUCUUCCUCUCUUCAGUUUUUUUUUCUAACCUCUUUAACCAUUCUUAGUGCAACUGUGGGGUUUUCUCCCAGCCCCACCCUUUAGAUCCUUGCCCUUCAUCUCCUCUAUUAUCUGGAUCUCUACAGCUUGCUGUCUAACUGCUCCAACUCCCUCUUUUCAGUGUGUUCAGCACUGAAUGGCUUGGCUAGACAGCCUAAAUUUCAUAGAACUAAACCAAUAUCAAACAAUAUUUGAGAAUACUUUAAUUAUUUUAACACAACAAAAUAAUGAUGCAUACUUCUGUAAGGAUGAACAAAAAAUUGUUUGAGAAUAUGUAUAAAUUUUGAAAAUACUUAAUAUGUGAUUAAUAGAUUGUUUACAGUUGAAGAAUUAGGAUUUGCCCUGUCUUCCUGUAAUAGCUCAGAGCCAGGUAAAGACCAAAUCAGUUUUGAAUUGGUCAGUCAUCUAGCUUUCUGAGCCAAAAGCUUCAUACGUACCCCACUACUCUUACCAACUUUGGACAAAUAAACUGUUGCCAAAAUAAUGGCAACAUGCCAUUAUGGUAUCAAUAGCAAAACCAGACAAAGAUCGUAUCAAUAUAUCAAAUUGUCAGAUAACAUCCCUAACUUGCUUCUAUGUAAAAUGACUGGAAAAAGGGAUAAAUUAAGGGUUGACACAGAUUGGAAAAUGGCGUAACAGUGAAGCAUUUUAAUUAGCACUUAACCCUUUCAUGUCCAACUGACGUAAUAGUACGUAAAAAUACUCUAUCCCCUAUCUAUCCAACUGACGUAGCGGUACGUAAAAUUUACCUAAAUUUUUCGUACGUGUGGUAGGGGCAUUUUUUUUUAAUUUUCGGACAAGUAGCGAUUUCCAUAGGCUAGAUCAUACCUUGGACCGUGUAUCUUGGGUAUCAAUACGCCAGCAAAGUAGUUUCUGUACUGCGCAUGCUCAAAUCCCUGGCAUAGUAAAAUUCUCACAAUGAAAUCUGCUGGUCGCACCUACACUUCCCUUUCAGUGACCCCAAAGCCAUUUUUCUUGACUCUCCCUUUAUUCUUCAACUUUUCCUCUACAUUUUCGUAUAUUUACAAAGUAAUUUCUAUGAAAAAUAACCAAGAUAGGGCUCUUCAAAAAAUUUUUAUUCUAGCAAUAAAUGUUGACAACGGUAAAUUUUUUUUCCGUUUUGAUCAAUUUAUAACGUCAAACUGAAACUGUUGCCUUAUCCAAAGCCAUUUUUCUUGACCUUCCCUUUAUUCUUCAAUGUUUCCUCUACAUUUUUGUAUAUUUACAAAGGAGUUUCAAUGAAAAAUAACCGAGAUAGAGCUCUUCAAAAUAUAAAAAAUUUCUAGCGAUAAUUCUCACUAUGCGCCGGGCAAAGCGCUAUGUUUCUUAUCCUCUUUUCUAUCAAUUUUUUCACCAGCUGGACUUAUUCGUUUUCCAUUGAUUUAUAUGUCGAUAUUUAGGGAAAUGUAUUUGCUUUCUCAUAAAAAAUAAUUCAUUCGCCUGACUUUCAUAGUUUUUGGGUUAGGAACGAAAAUAUAAAAAAAAAUAAAGAUUUUUGUGUUUUUUUGUUAAAUAACUCACAUUUUUUUCGUUUUUAGAGGGCUGGGACUCUUAUUCUUACUAUUCCAUCAUAAAAUACUAACAUUUAGAAAAAAAGGACAGCAAAAUGAACGUUGUUGGCAUAAAAUUUAUAUUUUUGCUGAAUUUCCAAAAUAAUAAUUUUUUCGCACUGUCGAGUGCUCCCAGACACCUCGGAUAUCUGGGGACACAGUGCUCAAAACUAAGCGGAUAUGAAAGAGUUAAUUACUAACAUACUAAACUUACAAUAUGACCAGUGUAUUGUUUAAAUUGCCUUCUCACUUAACUGUAGUCUUUCAAUUAUUUUGCAGAAAAAACAAAAGCAAUCAUGGAUAAAGAAAGAUAUCUGAGGAAAGAAUUAUACAACAUUUGACCAAAGGGACAUGCAGAUGCCUAUCAGUCUUAAGAAAUUCUUGGGUUGAAUCCUUAAUACAUGCUGGAAAUGGAAAGCACACAUUGAGUACAUUAAAGCCAAAGUAAAAUUAGAUUAAACCAAAUAAAAAAAAGUUAUCUUAGUGAGCAGACAAGAAUGACCUUGUUAUUAUACUACAACAAUAUACUUUUAUCUUUUAGAUUAAUAAGGCUAAAUAUAUAUACUGUAAUAGGUAUAGAGUAGGUAUUAAACACAAGUUAGAUUCAAUAUAUAGCAUAGGAAAAACUAUGCACUGGAGUGUUUGAAGUCUUAAAUAAAUUCUUACAAGUCAAAAGUAGUGAACCACCUCUUUUUAUCAUAACUUUAUUAUACUCGGCACAAUAAAGAUACAUACUAUAUAGGCAAGUGACUCGGUGACUAAAAAUCUUUUCAAUGAAAGAGUUUUAUGUAGCUAUCCACCUCUAUUUCCAGCUAGAGCCAACAGAAUUCGGGUCAGAAAUGUAAUAACAUUGACUCCAUCUCUAGAAUUAUUCCCUCUUUGGAUUGCACAAAAGGUAUUGUGUCUGUACACAGUUUCACUAUCCAAGAAUUAUGCACAUACCCAUGAACAUCUUAAGAAACUCAAUAGAAUGUAUAGACAUGAAGGCCACAUUGUGCAGUUCAUACCGAAAGGUGCAAAUAGUUUUUGGGGUAGGAUUUUAUACAAUAAUCUGAAAUGAAACAGGUCUCUUAAUCAAAUUACUGUUUUAAGUUUUUAGAAGUGAAAUGUCUGCAGUAUGGUCAGAUAUUAAGAUGAUAUAAACUUGCCCCUACAGAAAUUUUUGAUUAUCUGUGAUUAUAGAAUUGCUUAAGAAGGGCUUCAGAAUUGUCGUAAAAAUCCUUUUGUCCAACAGAUUAAGCUUUUAAGCAAGUUAUUUGCAAGUCAUGUAUGUGACAAAAUAUGUUGGAUCCUAGCUCGUGUAGGCAAUAAAAGAAAUGAUGAUGCUGGUAAAACAGUCAAAGCUCCAACUAUUAGGAGGUGAUCAAAUGUACCUAUUUUUUUACUGUAUGUUUUAACUAGUACCUCUAAAAUUCAUCAUCUCAGGUAAAGGGUAAUCCCUAUGGAAUAUUAAAUAUGGUAAUAACAAAUUAAAACAUUGAAUCCACUAGUCUUGUCAUGCCGUGGAAUUGGUCACAUGCAUUUGACAUGCAGUAUUUGAUGAAUGACCUUUGUGUCCCAGAACACAGUACUAUAUACAACACCAAGAAUGAAACAUUUAACUGUUUUGUCUACAAUGAACAGUUAACAUAAAUUACUCUAUUAGAAAUAGAUCCUUGACAGAAACUGUCAUUCCUAAAGAUUUUCAGUAGUAUAUUUGUUAAAAAUGUCUGUAGCUCGUCCACAUUGAUUUAUCUGUACGAACAAACUAUUUGGGCCAGCAUUAUGGAUUUUGUUUAUAAAAUAUGGUUCCUCUUUAUAACGGCAAGAGAUAACUAAGAUAUAAUUUUUUUUUUUUUGCUGGUGUAUCUAUAGGUAUGUAUGAUCUGGAAGAAUUGAUUUGUAUGAAUACAUAUAGGGCCAAUAUGAAGUUUAUUUUAUCAUGUUUUAUAAAGUUUGAUGCAGGUACAUAAAAAUGUGUUUAUGUAUGCAUAUUUAGAUGAAUAUUAGAUAUAUUAAUAUUUUAUCAACCGAGCAUUUUUGGCUUGUAGCUCUAUAAAAUAGUGGGUCUUAAGAAUUGAAAAUUGAUCAAAAUUCAUCAUUAGAUUAUAUGGUUCUUCAUACCAAGAAAAAAAGUGUCACAUUGAAGUUAUUUUGUCUUUCUUUGAAUCAAUCUAAUUCACUUGACCAAUGAAUAUUAAAUGAAUAACCCAGUUUUUGCAUGCAUUGAAUGUAGAUCAAUAAUAGUAAUAGGAAAUUUUCUGUAAAUGUCCAAAUUGAAACCAGUGAAUGACAGAAUUUGGAAAUAAACUUGUUAACGGUU